GGUAACAUUCAGAGAUGUGACGAUGGCCUUUACCCAGAGGGAGUGGGAGCAACUAGAUCCGGCUCAGAAGAACCUGUACAAGGAUGUGAUGCUGGAGAACUACAGCAGCCUAGCCUCAAUGGGAUAUGAAACUCCCAAACCAGACAUGAUCUCCAAGUUGGAAAAAGGAGAAGAUCCAUGGUUGGGGAAGAAGAAAAGGUCUAGUCAAGGUCAAGGUGAUCCAAGUGAAAUAGCAACACCCAAGCAAAUAGAAACCAGUGGAAUUGUAUCUUAUCAGGUCUCCACUGGAGUGAAUGAACUGGCGUUAACGGAGGAGAACCUGACCGGGCCUGUGACUGCAUUGUUUUUGCACCUUAAGCUGGCUUUAAGAUUAACAUCUGAAGUUUGAAAAUUGACAUGAUGUUGCUGAAAGUACAACUUUGUGCAGGCUUUUGGAGGGUAAUUAUUUUUUCAAACAAUCUUCAUUUAGUAUCUACUAUGCCAGGCACUAGCCUAGGCACUGAGUAUGGUGGGGAAUAAGAAAAGGUCCAAUCUCCAUUGGAAAGGCAGGUGAAAAUUCACUUUUACUUUGUAAAAGUAAACAAACACAAGACCAUAUCCAGCAUUAUUAGUGCCAAGAGAAAUAGAAGUACCAAUAAAGAAGACCUGAGACAGUAAGGUCAUAGAAGGCCCUACUCCAAGGAGGUGAUAUUAAAGUAACUUGAAUAGGUAUCUGGGGGUAUGUGCUUAAUUCUUGAUCAAGAAGUUCUGUUCUAGGAAUCUGGAUAUCAGGAAUACAGACACACCAAAUUAAAUGCACAAGGAUACUCACUAGAGUGCCCUCUCUUGACCCAUCUCGUUCCAUGCUAGCUCACAGCAGUAAGUGUGAUUUUUUUGGAUACUCAAAUCUGAACAUGUCCUUUACUUGUUUAAAACCUUUCAUUGAA
Messenger RNA from Condylura cristata (star-nosed mole), 926 nucleotides. RefSeq names its product zinc finger protein 37 homolog. The record is from RefSeq and is a predicted model, not a curated record. Gene Ontology annotation, biological process: regulation of DNA-templated transcription. Bases 23 to 388 code for a protein of 121 amino acids. Lineage: Eukaryota; Metazoa; Chordata; Mammalia; Eulipotyphla; Talpidae. The transcript has 3 exons.